AUGGCCGCGCCACGAUGUAUGCGCUCUUUUCUGGGGCCGGGGAAGAGGGUCAAGAUUACACAACAACCCGCCUUUACCACACGACCGUGCUUUUCACGGAACAAGAGCACGCGCGCAGAAGAAGACAAUGAGCGCGAUUCGAGAGAGGAUCGGGAUGCGACACUGAUUGAGAAGUUGAGGGUGGGUUUGGAGAGUGGGGAGAUGCCGUUGGAUCAGCGGUUGGAGGAUCUGGGGAUUGAUCCUGUUGAGUAUAAGACACUCUACGCCAGCCAACAAAAAGUCAACAAACGCCAACAAAAGUUUGAGCCUCAGACGCGCAAGGAAGCAGAACGACGAUGGAAGGAACUACAAAACACACCCGAUCAUCUCGGCUUGUUGAAACUGUAUAAACGUGCUGGUAUCGAGCCGAUUAAACUGGCAAAAGAAAACGACAUAACACUCCCCACCGACCCUCCCCCCCUAGACCCGCAAACCGCCCAGGCCCUGGAAUCCCUCCGCACCCCCCUCAACGUCCGCGCUAUCCACCUCCGCCCCCUCCGCCGCACACCUACCCACGGCGUCCCCACCUGCGACCUUCAACUCCGCACCUACAGCGUCCGCGGCCUCAUCCUCUUCGCCGACUUCGCCGUACGCGCCGCCUACUACAUGGGUCUCUGCGCACGAGGCCCCAUCCCCCUCCCCCGCAUAACCGAGCGCUGGACCGUCCCACGCUCAAAUUUCAUCUUCAAAAAGUCCCAAGAGAACUUCGAGCGUGUGACUAUGCGACGGUUAAUUCAGAUACAAGAUGGUCACCCGGAUGUUGUGAAGGCUUGGCUGGCGUUUUUGGUCAAACAUCAGUAUCAUGGGGUGGGUAUGAAGGCGAAUGUUUGGGAGUUUGAGGGCUUGGAGAGUGCGAGGAGGAGGGUUGUGGAGGAGACAGAGGAGCAGGUUUUGGAGAGGAGGAGGGAGGGGGCUGUGUUGAGGAAGGUGGAGGAGAUUUUGGGGAGGGAUGGGUUUAGAGAGAGUAUGGUAGGGUUUAAGGGGAAGGAAGGGGUGGUAUUGAGACCGUAG
Molecule: messenger RNA, 1050 nt
Organism: Pyrenophora tritici-repentis Pt-1C-BFP
Lineage: Eukaryota; Fungi; Ascomycota; Dothideomycetes; Pleosporales; Pleosporaceae
Source: RefSeq, a predicted model, not a curated record